This is a messenger RNA of Puccinia triticina, 330 nucleotides long. RefSeq lists its product as uncharacterized. Lineage: Eukaryota; Fungi; Basidiomycota; Pucciniomycetes; Pucciniales; Pucciniaceae. The record is from RefSeq and is a predicted model, not a curated record. The transcript is spliced from 2 exons. The coding region runs from base 1 to 330 and encodes 109 amino acids.
AUGGUUCCACAGUUGGGAGAUCACAUCUGCAACCCAACCUCACCUGCAACAUCAAAUGGCAGGUUUGUUGCCCAGAACAACUCAACCCCCAAUUUCAACUCUACUGCUUCCACACCCGGCUUCUCCUCCAACAAUGUGGUACCAAGACCAUUGCCUGCAAACUCAAGGUUGACACCUGGCCCUCAUGAUGGCUUUGAACCUGGUGAGAUUGGCAAAGCAAAUAGCCACACCCCUGAGGAUGAUGAUGACAACCACUUUGUCAACACGGACAAAAAAGGCAAGUGUGUUCCAUCUUUGCUUUCAGAGGCCCAAAAAAGACUCAAGCACUGA